Messenger RNA from Acaulospora morrowiae, 393 nucleotides. The record is from the annotation of a GenBank genome assembly. Lineage: Eukaryota; Fungi; Glomeromycota; Glomeromycetes; Diversisporales; Acaulosporaceae.
AUAAUGGAUCGAACCCUGAAUAUUACAUGGGACGACAUUGCUGGACUCGAACACGCAAAAAAAACCAUUCAAGAAGCCGUCACCUGGCCAAUGUUGAGGCCGGAUAUUUUUAAAGGGUUGAGGGGACCACCUAAAGGCUUGUUACUUUUCGGACCACCUGGAACAGGCAAGACAUUAAUUGGAAAAUGCAUCGCCAGUCAAUCGGGAGCAACAUUCUUUAGCAUUAGUUCCUCAUCCUUAACCUCAAAAUGGGUUGGCGAUGGUGAAAAAAUGGUUCGAGCCUUAUUUGCUGUGGCAAGAGUUAACCAACCAGCCGUGAUCUUUGUGGAUGAGAGAACAGAUGGUGAAUUCGAAGCCUCGAGACGGAUCAAGACGGAAUUCUUGGUUCAAUUU